UGUGGCCAUGCUCUCUCGCAGUGUGCGCGCUCUCCGCGCUGGUGCCGCGCAGCUCAGCGCGCGUCCGGCUGCCGCCUCGACCACCGCGGGCUUCCACUCCUCGCGCGCCGCCGGAAGCAGCUUCGUGCAGCACCGCGACACGGAGGACAACAAUGCCGACACGCCCUUCGACUUCACGCCGGAGAACUACGAGCGCGUGCACGCCAUCCUGGACCGCUACCCGGAGAACUACAAGACGUCGGCCAUCAUCCCGCUGCUGGACCUGGCGCAGCGCCAGCACGGCGGCUGGCUGCCACUCGCCGCCAUGAACAAGGUGGCGCGCAUUGUGGACGCCAAGCCCAUCCAGGUGUACGAGGUGGCCACGUUCUACACCAUGUUCAACCGCGAGAAGGUGGGCAAGUACUUCAUCCAGCUCUGCGGCACCACGCCCUGCAUGAUCUGCGGCUCGGAGGAGAUCAAGAAGACCAUCGAGAACCACCUCGGCAUCAAGGAAGGAGAGACGACGAAGGACGGCCAGUUCACGCUGCGGGAGGUGGAGUGCCUCGGCGCGUGCUCUAACGCCCCUAUGGUGCAGAUUAACGACGAUUUCUACGAAAACUUGACCCCCGAGACGACGCGCGAGCUGCUGGACGCCUGCCAAAAGGAUGCCCCGCCUCCGAUGAACAAGUGGGGCAGCUUGCCCAUGAACGGUCAGCUGUCGUGCGAGGGCCCGCAGGGCAAGACCACGCUUACGUGGGAGAAGACGCCCGGCCCGGGCUUCCGGAUGCGCCCGGACGACGAGCUUAAGCCCAAGGUUAACCCCAAGGACAUCAAGGACGCCAUGCUGUACUAG
Molecule: messenger RNA, 832 nt
Organism: Phytophthora sojae
Lineage: Eukaryota; Oomycota; Peronosporomycetes; Peronosporales; Peronosporaceae
Exons: 4
Coding region: 8-832 (274 amino acids)
Biological process (GO): mitochondrial electron transport, NADH to ubiquinone
Molecular function (GO): NADH dehydrogenase activity
Source: RefSeq, a predicted model, not a curated record